Messenger RNA from Hippopotamus amphibius kiboko, 1831 nucleotides. RefSeq names its product ribosome maturation protein SBDS-like. Bases 178 to 927 code for a protein of 249 amino acids. The transcript is spliced from 2 exons. Gene Ontology annotation, biological process: ribosome biogenesis; cytosolic ribosome assembly. The record is from RefSeq and is a predicted model, not a curated record. Lineage: Eukaryota; Metazoa; Chordata; Mammalia; Artiodactyla; Hippopotamidae.
ACGAAGUUGGGUGGGUGUAUUGUGGCUGCCGAGCUGGUCCCGGCGCCGCGCCGUCUGCGGGCGUUCCUGUGGCGCGCGCCGCCGCCGGGUGGUCGCAUCGAGACGCAGGCAGGCCUCAGGCCGGCGGCGCGGCUGUGCCUCGUGGUUCACCGGACCCGAGGUCCGUGAACCGCCGCGAUGUCGAUCUUCACCCCCACCAACCAGAUCCGCCUGACCAAUGUGGCCGUAGUACGGAUGAAGCGAGCCGGGAAGCGCUUCGAAAUCGCUUGCUACAAAAACAAGGUCGUGGGCUGGCGGAGCGGCGUGGAAAAAGACCUUGAUGAAGUUCUGCAGACCCACUCGGUGUUUGUAAAUGUCUCUAAAGGUCAGGUUGCAAAGAAGGAAGAUCUCAUCAGUGCAUUUGGAACAGAUGACCAGACGGAAAUCUGUAAGCAGAUUUUGAAUAAAGGAGAGGUUCAAGUGUCAGAUAAAGAACGGCACACACAGCUGGAGCAGAUGUUUAGGGACAUUGCAACUAUUGUGGCCGACAAAUGUGUGAACCCUGAAACAAAGAGACCGUACACCGUUAUCCUUAUUGAGAGAGCCAUGAAGGACAUCCACUAUUCGGUCAAACCCAAGAGUACAAAACAGCAGGCUUUGGAAGUGAUAAAGCAGUUAAAGGAGAACAUGAAGAUAGAACGCGCUCACAUGAGACUUCGGUUCAUUCUUCCAGUGAAUGAAGGGAAGAAGCUGAAAGAAAAACUCAAGCCCCUGAUCAAGGUUAUAGAAAGUGAAGACUAUGGUCAACAGUUAGAAAUUGUGUGUCUCAUUGACCCCGGCUGCUUCCGAGAAAUCGAUGAGCUCAUAAAAAAGGAGACAAAAGGCAAAGACUCUUUGGAAGUACUCAAUCUGAAAGACGUGGAGGAAGGGGAUGAGAAAUUUGAGUGACAGUCGUCAGUCUCUUCAGCUGUCAAACACUAAAGCGUUUUCAUUUCCCACGACCCUGUUUUUUUUCUGUAAUCUGCCAAGUACUUGCUCAGACAAGUUGACAUUUUCCAUCUUUGUGGCAAACGUGUGCACAAAAAGACUUAACUAAGAUGGGAGAGUUCUUAGCAGGAUUAAACAAGUCAGGAGAAGGCGUGCUCAGAACAGGGCCUGUUCUGUUAAAUACCUGGUAAAUCUUAGGAAAUACUAUUUGGGAUGUAAUCGAACUUGAGUAUUUUAGUAUUUGAAUACUUAGACAGUGUGCAAGUGUUUUUAAAUCAACUUAUCCUCAAAAGAGAUAGUCUAGAGUACAAAGUAGGGUUUCACUCAAAAUAAACAUAAAGAUGUAUUUUAUGGAUGGAACUUUUUAAGUGAGAAAACAUUCUUGACUUGAACAGAUCCUGAUUGGUUGAUUGAAGUCAAAAAUUUUUCUCAUAAUAUUAGAAGAAAUAUUCUUGCUGGAUGACAUUGGAAAGACACACUUUCUUUAAUACUGAACUUGAACUACUGUUCUGAUACAAUCUUCAAGAUGACCCCCUCACUGAUUCCAUCUUACUUACAUAGUUUGUUGUUUUACAAAGGUAAUCUAAACUUGAAGUCCCAGGAAAUAAUUUCAACCAACGAGGUUUACACUUUAUUUCUGGCUUAAACAGUGAAAGCAGUGCUUCAGGUCGAAACUCAUGAUUACUAAAAAUGUUCAAGAGCUGCAUCUUGAGUAGAAAAAGAUAAAAUGUUACUACAACAUUGCCUUAAGUUUUCCCCAUUCUCAUCCUCAUUUCUUCUAAAAAGCUGGAACUUCAAGAAAUGUCGAAUGUAGAUUGAACUGAGUCAUGUUUCUGAACCUAUAAAAAAUAAAAAGUUUUUACCU